This is a messenger RNA of Eutrema salsugineum, 1341 nucleotides long. Its product is annotated as inactive GDSL esterase/lipase-like protein 23. Gene Ontology annotation, molecular function: hydrolase activity, acting on ester bonds. The record is from RefSeq and is a predicted model, not a curated record. Gene Ontology annotation, biological process: endoplasmic reticulum organization. Lineage: Eukaryota; Viridiplantae; Streptophyta; Magnoliopsida; Brassicales; Brassicaceae. Bases 35 to 1198 code for a protein of 387 amino acids. The transcript has 4 exons.
AAAAGAAAACGAUCUUCUCUCCUCUCUCUCUCCGAUGGCGAACAACUAUAGUUUGGCGAGUGUCCUAGGGGUAUUUUUGGUAUUCACGCUAUUUCACACUCCGAUCACCGUCUCCGGACAAAAUAUCCCAACGGUGGCUUUGUUCACGUUCGGCGACUCCAACUUCGACGCCGGAAACAAACAGACUCUCACCAAAGCCAACGUUCCUCAAGGUUUCUGGCCAUACGGAAAAUCCCGUGAUGACCCUAACGGCAAAUUCUCCGACGGCUUCAUCGCUCCAGACUUUGUCGCAAAAUUCAUGGGGAUUCCGAUCGAAAUCCCGGCGGCGCUUAAGCCUAACGUCAAUGUCUCACGUGGAGCUAGUUUCGCCGUCGCCGAUGCUACUCUUCUCGGUUCUCCGGUGGAAUCUUUGACUCUGAAUCAGCAAGUGAGGAAAUUCAAUCAAAUGAAAGCAGCAAACUGGAACGAUGACUUCAUCAAGAAGUCAGUGUUUAUGAUAUAUGUUGGCGCUAAUGAUUACUUGAAUUUCACCAAGAACAACCCUAACGCUGAUGCAUCUGCUCAACAAGCUUUCGUUACUACCGUGACCAACAAGUUAAAGAACGAUAUCAGCUUGCUAUAUUCAUCAGGAGCUAGUAAGUUCGUGAUCCAAACCCUCGCGCCAUUGGGUUGCUUACCGAUAGCCAGACAAGAGUACAACACCGGGAUGGAUCAAUGCCACGAACCUCUCAACAAUUUGGCUAAACAACACAACGAAAAAAUCGGACCAAUGCUGAACGAAAUGGCUAGAACCGCUAGUGGUUUCCAAUUCACCGUCUUUGAUUUCUACAAUGUCAUUCUUCGUAGGACGCAAAGAAACCUCAAUUACCGGUUUUUCAUAACGAACUCAUCUUGCUGCGGAGUUGGGUCACAUAAUGCUUAUGGUUGCGGUUUACCUAACGUGCACUCGAAGCUAUGCGAGUACCAACGAUCAUACCUAUUCUUCGACGGACGUCACAACACCGAGAAGGCGCAAGAAAUGUUUGGUCAUCUUCUUUUUGGAGCCGAUCCUAAUGUGAUCCAACCAAUGAACGUCCGUGAGCUCGUGGUUUACCCAGUCGAUGAACCUAUGCGUGAAGUUUGGGUGCCUACAACGUCAGCCACCGUCCAAGCCAGUGACUCUAGCUCGUCAUCAAGCCGCGGUUACGAGUUCUACUGAGUCCUAAAAAUCAAUCUUAAAUUUCGGGAUCAAUCUGGUUAUAACAAAAUCCGGAAUCUUAAUGUUUUUUGUUUGCAAUUAUUUUCUCUUCGUCUCUCUAGUGAGUUUCUCUCUAUAAUAAAAGAUUGAUCUUUGCAACCGUA